This is a messenger RNA of Halichondria panicea, 1389 nucleotides long. RefSeq lists its product as uncharacterized. The record is from RefSeq and is a predicted model, not a curated record. The coding region runs from base 49 to 1368 and encodes 439 amino acids. The transcript is spliced from 5 exons. Lineage: Eukaryota; Metazoa; Porifera; Demospongiae; Suberitida; Halichondriidae.
AUGAAUGCUAACCAUCACUGUGUGCUUAGGGAUGUCACAUGAUUAGUUAUGGGACACUGUACUGAGCAUGUAGCUAGGAACAACAUGAAGAUCAAAUUUGCUUUGUUUUGGAGUGUGGCAGUCAGUGUGUGUGCAAGUUUCACCACAGUAAGAGCUGAUUUUGUAUUAACAGUCAAUUUUAUCAACUACACCAACCCAACCGGACUGUGUGCUGAAUGUAGUGUUUCACUGAGUAAUGUAGCAAGUGCUGACCAGCUAGUACCAGUGUGUUGUGAUGAUCUACCACUCAGAAACACCAACUGUGACAACACAGGAGAGGAGAGUUGUGACACCAGGUUCCAUUGGACCAUCAGACCAUUCGCUGCAUCACUGGAGACAAGACCCCCCAAUGUACCCCUUCCUGGCAACCCUCCUAAUUACUUCUUCACAGACUGUUCAACCUCACCCAACUCUGUUUGCCCAUUCCCCCAAGUGAGCACAACAUUCCCCCAAGGCCCACUAGGAUUUCUGGGUGUAGCAGCCAACCCUCUGCCAGUGGUGUCAGGAACAAUGUGGACAGGACAAACACAGUUCUUCAUAGAAGCUGUGGACAGUAGACUCCCGAACAUAAUAGACAGUCUAUUGGUUAACCUGGACAACCUCCAACUUGGAGCAGACUUCACAAAGGAGAUGACGUUCACUGGAUACCACGACGUAUCUCACAUGACCAUGAGUUUCAGAGUCGAGUGCUCACCUGGUUUCUGUGGAUCUAACUGUACCACAAAUGAUCCACAAAUGGCAACAUGUCAAACUGAUGGCACUUUAACUUGCUAUGACAACUUCGACCUUAAUACAAGCUGUACUGAGUGUGUGGUUAACUACGAUCUAACUACCAACUGCACGUCUUGUCUGUUUGGACGAAACAUAUCCACAAGAUGUACCACCUGUCUGUUUGGAUUCACUGGCAGUAACUGUGAACCUGAAUCUUCACUAAGUGUGGGAGUGGUGGGUGGUAUCGCUGGAGGAGUGGGUGGAGUUUUGCUGCUCAUCAUUCUAGUAAUGGCCGUGCUCCUACUUACAGUCCGUACCAGAAAGAAUGGUAACCAAGACAUCAGUACUGCCACUACUACAGAUAAAGAAGUUACAGAAGUUAUGGAAAUGAAUCAAAAUCCCGUGUAUAGUAUGAGUACAACUAAAACACCAACUACGGACUAUGAAGCUAACCACACCCACCAGUACGAGACUGUGGACACACCCAUUAAAAUGAAUCAGAACCCUGUGUACAGUGCAACCAAUGCUACUAAUAUUGAAGCUGACUACUAUGAGAACGAUGGUCUAGGCCCAACAAGAAAUGAGCAGCAACCGGAAUACGAUUAUGUUCAAGUGUGAAACUAUAUCAAACUUAUACAU